AUGGCGUUGCGACUCUCUUUGGUGGCAGUCCUACUCCUGUUCUCGGCGGCUAGUACUACUACGACAACAGCAGCUGCUGCUCAAGCCCUCCCAGCUGACUGCCCAGACAAGUGCGGCAAUCUCACAAUUCCAUAUCCAUUUGGCAUGAAGAAGGGUUGUUACCUGCGAAAAGAAUUCUUUAUCAAUUGUAAGAAUACCACCCAAGGACCAACAGCAUAUUUGAUGGAAGGGAAUAUCAUUGUUACUAACAUUUCCCUUGAUGACGGUGAGUUGCAAAUAUUGGCCAACGUAGCUGAAGAUUGCUAUAACGCCGAGGGCAAUAGGACGUCCAGCUUCCGUUCUUGGCUCGAGCUGCCUCUUCCUUACACGAUCUCCGAUUCCAAAAACAAGUUCUACGCCGUUGGUUGUGACACGUAUGCAACCAUGCACGGCUUACUAUGGGAAGAUGAAUUCAUUACUGGGUGCGUGUCAGUAUGCUACACCCGCGGCAGUGUUGAUAAGAAGUCUUGCUCUGGCGCUGGGUGUUGCCAGACUAACAUCCCCAGUGGAUUGUACAAUCUCACUGUGAGGUUAAAUAGCUACUUCAAACAUUCGUAUGUGCUGGACUUUAACCCCUGCAGCUACGCCUUCAUUGCAGAGCAAGGGAAGUUCAAUUUCUCCCCUACCAGUUUUGAACAACUGAAUGGCACCGAAGGGCUUCCAAUGGUUCUUAAUUGGGCCAUUGGGAAUGAAAGAGACGCUUGUGAUGGAGCUCAGAAAAGGAAGGAUUUAGCAUGCAGAGGUAAUUAUAGCAUGUGCAUAAACCGGCCUAUCAAUGAGUCAGGAGGUUACUUGUGCCGGUGCCUGCCUGAUUAUGAAGGAAACCCUUACCAUCCAGAUGGUUGCCAAGGUGGUCUUUAA
Messenger RNA from Rosa chinensis, 900 nucleotides. Its product is annotated as wall-associated receptor kinase 2-like. The transcript has a single exon. The coding region runs from base 1 to 900 and encodes 299 amino acids. The record is from RefSeq and is a predicted model, not a curated record. NCBI's taxonomy places the organism in Eukaryota, Viridiplantae, Streptophyta, Magnoliopsida, Rosales, Rosaceae. Gene Ontology annotation, molecular function: polysaccharide binding.